GCAGGACUUCCGGUAAAAAAAAAAUAGCUAUCCGGAAAUCUGCACUCUUGUGUCUUGAGAAAACAAAUGGCAGGAAUGAAACUGUCGAAAUGAAGUUCGUUUGAUAAUAAAAACAAUCCAAAUUAAAGUGUGACGACGAUACAUUAUUUCAUCUUCACUUGCUUAUUGAUCCUGCAUAUUGUCAUCGAAGAGGUUAGUGAAACGAAGGAAGAAAUGGCUGCAGAGACCGAAUUCUACGUUAUGAAACUGGAGAUUGACAGGGAAGGUAUGAACUGAAGACCAGCGCUUUCAUCCCCUGACCAGCUCACCUACCUCCUGUCAAAGAUGAAUCCAGCUCUCCCUCAAUUUUUCCCUCAUACCUUAUACAUAUUCCUUGUCUUUUUUUGACUCAAGCUUUACCUAAUUAUGUUAACCUGUUUGUUUUCAUUACUUUAAUACAAUAUUUAAACUAACCAAUUAACCUCUCCACAUGUCCUUCUUGUGUUCUGCAUUCCUUUGUCACAACUUAUUUACAAACCCAGUCUUCCUAACUUCCUUUCCCUCGUAAGUUGUUUGUGCCAUGCUCCGUAAGAGAGGUUCUGCUAUUCUCUGUGGUGCUUUUCUCUUUGUCGCCUGGAAUGUCGUUGUGGUCCUCUAUCUGUGGGGCCGACCCCUGUCUGGUCGAGAGGAGAGGGAGAUGGAUGGAGGACGAGGAGGGGCUGAUUUGGCUGGGGAUGUGAUCCACAUGGCAGAAGCCUUUGAGGCAGAGCUUGAAAUGCAGAGAAAAAUCCUGCUUCAGAUACAGGGUCAUCGGUCACUAUGGGAACAACCCAAUGAGAAUGGCGCCAGCAGAGGUGGCCCCCCUCAAGUGGUCAUUCCCAUAUUGGUUAUAGCCUGCAACAGAGUUACUGUUAAACGCUGCCUGGACAAACUCAUAGAGUACCGCCCCUCAGCUGAACUCUACCCAAUUAUAGUCAGCCAGGACUGUGGGCAUGCGGAGACUGCACAGGUGAUUGGUUCUUAUGGCAGUCAGGUAACUCACCUGAAACAACCAGACCUGUCAGAUAUUGCCGUGAGACCAGAACACAAGAAGUUCCAGGGCUACUACAAAAUCUCCAGGCACUAUCGCUGGGCUCUCAACCAGGUGUUCAACUAUCUUUCUCAUUCCUCUGUUGUUAUUGUGGAAGAUGAUUUGGAGGUGGCACCAGACUUCUUUGAGUACUUCAGAUCCCUUCACCCAAUCCUGAAAUCUGACCCGUCUCUGUGGUGUGUGUCUGCCUGGAAUGACAAUGGUCGGGACGGCUACGUCGACCCUGAUAAAGCAGACCUCCUGUACAGGACAGACUUCUUCCCUGGGCUGGGCUGGAUGAUGAUCAAGGAACUUUGGAUAGAGCUGGAGCCCAAGUGGCCUGGUGCAUUCUGGGAUGACUGGAUGCGUCAGCCAGAUCAGCGCAGAGAUCGAGCCUGUAUUCGACCCGAAAUAUCCAGAACUUUAACCUUUGGACGGAAAGGUGUGAGCCUAGGCCAAUUUUAUGACAAAUACCUACGCUACAUUAAACUGAAUAGUGAAUUUGUGCCUUUCACCAAGCUGGAUCUGGCUUACUUGAAGGAGGAGAAAUACAAGGAGAUCUUUGAGAAACAGGUUUACAGUGCUCCUUUGGUCAAAUAUGAAGAGGUCCAACGGGGACAGUUAAAAGGAUCGGGUCCAUUUUGUCUACACUACUCAAGCAAAGAUGGUUUCAAAGUGUUGGCCAAAAACCUGGGUGUGAUGGAGGACUUGAAGUCAGGGGUCCCACGGACAGGGUAUCGGGGAGUGGUCAGUUUCCUGUCAAGGGGAAGAAGAAUCUUCCUGGCACCCCCUCCGGGAUGGAGCAAGUAUGACCCAACCUGGAGUUGAUGACAACCACAAAGGACUGAAGAGGAAAGAGCUCUGCACAUUACAGAUAAUACUAUGGCAACAUAAGUGAGUCCAAUGAAUGCCAGAUGUGGACCUGGCUUUAAGCUAUAGUGAGAUUAUGAGAUGCCUAUCCUCUCUCUUCCAUUUCUGAUGUUUGAUUUUUCUCCCCAUACUCUCAGGAUUUUUCAUACUCUCAAAUAAAUAUAUUUUUGCAAUGUGGGGUUGGGAUAGUAGGGUUGGUACCGAUGUCAUUAUUUUCAGAGAUUUAUUUUUUAUAUACUCUAAUCAUGCACAUGAAAUUCAAUGCAACAUCCACUUUGAUUAUUCUCAGUCUUGUAAGCAAUUUCUGGGAGACUAUCUUUUACUAAUCUAUGUCAUAUGAAAAAUAUAUUAUCUGUGGUGUGUUCAAUAAUGGUGGUGGUCAACUAGUGAUUGGUCCUAAAGUAUAAUUGCUUCACAAUAUUUAGUUAAUCUUUUGGAGAACUGUUUUGACUAUUUUAACCUGGUUAUAAUAAUGCUUAAUGUUUUUCCCAAAGAGACAGCUACUGAAGUGUGUAUUUAUUUAAAUGCAAGAUACACAUCACAAAUGCUGUAUGUUAUGUACUUAAGGAAUUAAAUUCUACCAAUCGA
Molecule: messenger RNA, 2506 nt
Organism: Oncorhynchus masou masou (cherry salmon)
Lineage: Eukaryota; Metazoa; Chordata; Actinopteri; Salmoniformes; Salmonidae
Gene: mgat1a
Product: alpha-1,3-mannosyl-glycoprotein 2-beta-N-acetylglucosaminyltransferase a
Exons: 3
Coding region: 560-1876 (438 amino acids)
Biological process (GO): protein N-linked glycosylation
Cellular component (GO): Golgi apparatus
Molecular function (GO): alpha-1,3-mannosylglycoprotein 2-beta-N-acetylglucosaminyltransferase activity
Source: RefSeq, a predicted model, not a curated record